AUGGCAGAAGGAAACAGGGAGGCCGAAGAAGCUGACCUUUCGUCGCCUGAUUAUGGAGGCGAUGAAGAACCAAAGGUAGGCACUGUGACAGCCGUGGCAGCUGGCAGCAAGCGACAGGAAGAAAAGGAGACAGGCAAAGUUCCACCUGGUGAAGACGGUGCGGAAGACAAGGACGAGGACCGAGAUAGGUUCUGGCUGCCUGAGAGGGUGAAGAACGCCUUGCAGAAGAGCCGCAACUUUGAUGAGUUCCGGAAAGCCAGACCGUUCAGGCUGGAGACGUAUGUGGAAGCCUUAGAUCGAAAAAAGGACACAGAGAUCAACCUGGCGGACCCCAAGGUUUAUGACGAGAUUGACAGAUCAGUAGAAGAAGGUGAAUGGGAUGGGUUUCAUAGUGGAUUCCCCUGCGCUUCCUUCUCGCGAGUGAGGUGGCGAGACUCGCCGGGCGGCCCUAUGCCUGUUAGGAGUGCUGCUCACAUAUAUGGGCUGCCGGGCAACACACCAAGCCAACAGAAAGAGGCAGACGAGGGCACCCUGAUGGCUACACGCUCAGCAUGGUUGCACAAGAAGCAGGUGAUGGCAUGCCAGAAGCGGGGGGUUCCAGAGGUGUCCACACUGGAAAACCCGCCGGGGGCGAAAGACUCCGGUUCGGCAUGGGACUUACUUGAACUGCUGCAGGUGGUGCAAGAGACAAAGUCUUCCACGGUGGAGUUCAACACCUGCGCAUACCAAACGAAGCUUCGAAAGAGGUGGUUCAAACCGGCCAGGUGGACGGGAAAGCUGGAGACCCUUGGCAGCCUUGCGAAGGUUUGCAAAUGUCCGGCAUGGGUGGAGCAUGUGCCGUUGAUGGGAAAGCAGAAGACCGAAGCGGCAGGGGCCUAUCCGGAAGAGCUGACGGACGCAGUGGCCAAGAAGAUCGUGGAGACUUGGAAGAGGGUUUUGAACUUGGAGUGGUUGAGAUAUCAGUUCAAGAUGAAAUCCAACCUCAUCAACAAACUUCAAAUCCAAUGGCUUGAGAACGAGGAGAAGAGGCGGAAGCGGGUCUAUGAAGACAGCACGCCGGAGAACCAGCAGGCUUUGUCAUCGGAGCCAAAGAAAGCCAGGACAGAGGUAAAGAUGCUCGAGGCCAAUGACAAUGAAGAAGAAGCGUUGCCAUCCUCGUCAACAGGGCCAUCAAGAAAGAGGAUCAGAGAAGAUCAGAAUGACCACGCAAUUGGAGGGAUGCGCAACCCCUCCAUAGCGGUGUCGAGACUGCACCAAGUCCAGAGAGUGGGACAACAGAUCAGUGACGCUUGGGCAGUGUUUGCAGGAGAUCAUCCUGAGGUACUGGACGCGGCCAAGAACUAUGGAUCAAGGGAGGCAAAGAUCAACAUGGAGCUCCUGGAUGCCUGGAGAAACAGACUCCAAGAGUUUCUGGAGGUAAAGCUCAUGGACGGCAUAACGCUGAAGGAGGAGGUCGAGUUUGCCUCCCCACUCAAUGCGGCGUUGUGGGACGCUUGGAGAGUGGCGUCCAGAGACCCGGAACAAUACAUCGGGCAGUGGGCCAGAGAAGGGGUCCCACUUGGCAUGGACAUGGAAGUGCCUGCGUCGGGCAUAUACCCCACAGUGGACCCACAGGAACCUUUGGAGACAAAGAUGGACAUGGCAGAGUUGAAGAACUUGCGCAACUACGAGUCCGUCGAAACGCAGAAGGAAGAAGCCUCCAUUGAGGUGGACAGAUAUUUAAAGAAGGGCUUCUGUCGAGUCCUUUCAUGGGAGGAACUUCACGAAAGGUUCCCCGAGGGCACUGCAAGUCGACUGGCACUCAUAAUGAAGCAGAAGCCAGAUGGAAGCACCAAAAGGCGCAUUGUCAUUGACAUGAAAAGAAGCAGGGGCAAUGACAGAGCGAACAUCAAAGAAAGGAUAGUGCUACCUCGAGCGCAGGACAUCGUGGAGAGCCUGCGCGUGAUGAGGUCUCGUGAAAGAGAACUAAGAGGGCGAGACUCGGAGAGAUCCAUUCUGAAGAGCUCAAGGGCUUUCCAAGACACCGAGGUGGAGUUCUGUCCGUUGGACCUGCAGGAUGCGUUCUGCCACUUUGGGGUCCACCCGACGGAGCUCAAACACUGUGUGAGCCCGGGCCUGGAGAGCGGCACAGGCAUCCUGUGGGUGGCCAUGCUGUUUGGCUUCAAGGGGGCCCCAUUCAUAAUGGGCAGACUUAGCGCAGCCAUUGGGCGGCUAGUACAAUCAAUGUUUCACCCAGCAGCAGCUCAGACCCAAGUGUAUAUUGAUGAUGUGGCCCUCAUUUUGAGGGGGUCACAGCAGUGCCGAGACCUGAACUUGGCCAAGGUGCUGUAUGUCCUUGCGGCCUUCGGCGUGCAAGUUGCAAUGGAGAAGGGAGAAAGAGGUCGCCGCGUACAAUGGAUUGGGACGACAUUCGAACUGAUCCCAAACUAUGUUGUCUUGGGGGCACCGGAGAAAAUGAUUGGAGAAGUGAAAGACACAUUGGACUCCUGGGCCAAGAAAGGGAUGAUACCCACGAAGGAACUGAGAUCCUUCCUAGGGAAACUGGCGUGGAUCGCAGGAAUCAUCCCGAGGCUGAGGUGGACGGUGACCGCAAUGUACGCCGUGCUCACGAAAGUGCUCAACGAAGAAGACAAGGAGCAUGAGCGAGCACAACAGAGGAAAGGGGACCGGAGACCGAAGGUAGGGCUGGUGGCGGUCAAACGACUAGGCACUACAGUGCCAUGGCUUCAAGCAGCUUUCGCGACACCGGAGUCCAUGGUGAUCCGUCAGGAACCUUUGGAGAAGCUCGAACCGGUGUGGGGGGUAGUGACUGACGCCUCUCCUAAAGGGAUAGGCGGCCUACUUAUCCACCGAGUCGGGCAAUCAUGGCACAUCGUGGAGGCCUUUGAAGCUCCAGUGCAGAGCCACCAGGCCGUAUCUUUGGACAUCGAGUUUCAACAAGCGUCUGGACAAGCAGUCUUGGAGGCCGUGGCCAUGCUGCGGGCGCUCCAAAUGUGGAGCACAAAAGUGCAAAAGGGGGCCUUGGUCAUCCGAUCAGACAGCAGUGUGGCCUUGGCAAUCACGAAGAAGCUGUCGUCCCCAACGAAGACGCUGAACUAUAUAGCAGCCGAGAUAUCCUUGCUCCUGGAGAAGGCCUGCAUCAGCCGCUUAGUUCCCCAGCACAUCCCGGGGACGUUGAACAAGGAAGCUGACUGGCUUUCACGCUUGGGAGACAGAGGUGCCAUCCCAGCGGCACUGGUGGGCAUCAAGCUCCGACGAACCACGGCGCUGUCAGAGAGGCAAUUGGCCAUGAAACCACCAGGGCAAGAAGGCAGUCCCUGGCAUGCUGCACUUCCACAUCCAAGCGGGGUGUAUGACAGCCUGUAA
Messenger RNA from Cladocopium goreaui, 3366 nucleotides. Lineage: Eukaryota; Dinophyceae; Suessiales; Symbiodiniaceae. The record is from the annotation of a GenBank genome assembly.